AUGUCACAAGAAGCAAAUACUAACCUGUCUGAGAAAACCCAGAAGAUGCAAGAGUUAAUCUUCAAUGUUAUGAGGCUUAUUUCCUUUAGUUUACAGAAGUAUGUCAAUAUGGCUACUUCAUCGAGUACGGAAUUACCCAACCCAGCAGCUGUCCACUCUAGCUUGAUGAAUUUCAGCAAACAACUUGACAUAGCACUAACGCGAUUUUAUUCUGCGUGUGAUCAACUAGAAAUAAACGUCAAAUUACGAAUCGAAGAAAUUAAGUACAAGUCAAUUGUGGGAGAAAUUCUAUCGAACGCUGUGACGAAUAAUACUACGUAUAGUCAGGACUACGUUGAUGAAAUAAAAAGCCAUGUUGAUUGUGUCAAUAGGCUACAUGAACUGUUAUCCGAUUUUGUAAAGAACUGA
Molecule: messenger RNA, 408 nt
Organism: Trichoplax adhaerens
Lineage: Eukaryota; Metazoa; Placozoa; Uniplacotomia; Trichoplacea; Trichoplacidae
Exons: 3
Coding region: 1-408 (135 amino acids)
Cellular component (GO): mediator complex
Source: RefSeq, a predicted model, not a curated record